UUGACCAUCAUCUCUCUGCUCCUGCUGGCCUCUCUGCUGCGCCACCUGAUCCUCACUGUGAAUGUGGGUAUAGUGAAGGGCACAGAAGCAAAACCCCACUCCAGACCUUACAUGGUUUCUAUUCAAUCGAAUGAGAUACAUGUCUGUGGUGGAUUCCUCAUUUCUGAUGGGUUUGUGUUGACUGCUGAACAUUGCAGGAACACAGAUAUGAGACUGACGAUUGUGGUUGGUGCUCAUGUCUUAAGGGAAAUUAAGUAUUCAGAUCAUAUCGGAGUGAAGUCCUACAUCCAACAUCCAAGCAAUAUGGCAAAUCUUUCUUGGAAUGACAUCAUGCUUUUGAAGGUAACAGAAAAAGUCAGCAUUAACAACAAUGUGGAAUGGAUUUCAUUACCAAAGAAUGGAGAAGAUGUUGAUGCAAACACUCUCUGUAGUGUUGCGGGCUGGGGAAGACUGAAGACUGAAGGCCCAAAGAGCGAACGUCUAAUGGAGGCAAACGUGCAUUUAAUUAAUAAAACAGAAUGCAGUGUCAGUGUCAUUGAUUGGAUGGCUGCAGCAUGUGAUCAGUUUAUAUAAUACUAUUGUUAAUCC
Carassius carassius (crucian carp) is the source of this 588-nucleotide messenger RNA. RefSeq names its product duodenase-1-like. NCBI's taxonomy places the organism in Eukaryota, Metazoa, Chordata, Actinopteri, Cypriniformes, Cyprinidae. The record is from RefSeq and is a predicted model, not a curated record. Gene Ontology annotation, biological process: proteolysis. Gene Ontology annotation, molecular function: serine-type endopeptidase activity. The transcript is spliced from 4 exons. The annotation marks the transcript as partial.